Messenger RNA from Trichobilharzia regenti, 2638 nucleotides. The record is from the annotation of a GenBank genome assembly. NCBI's taxonomy places the organism in Eukaryota, Metazoa, Platyhelminthes, Trematoda, Strigeidida, Schistosomatidae.
CGAUAACCAACCAAUAUUGAGCUGUUUUUUAGAAAAGUUAAAGUGCUACCUUGAAUAAACAAAGUGUAAUGAAAUACAUACGUGCAAGUAUCAUUAAUAAAUGCAUUAAUAAAAGAAACUCCCUAGACUGACAACGUUCAUUUGAAAUGUAAAAUGCUACGCAUAUAGUUCUUACUAUCAUGAUUUCCACUUUUGAUUUUAAUACAUUUAUCGUGAUGCGGGGUUUUUAUUUUAUACCUUUUUGUGCAUUUGGUGCACAACCGUACCCUAGAGUGAAUAGGAAUACAACAAGUCUAAUGAAAUUCAUAUAGAGCUAUAAAAUGUUAGGUUUAAUGGAGUAUAAUGAGGAGCAAGUAAAGACGUUAUUAGAAAAUGAAUGCGAUAAGACAUUGUGAAGUGGUAUGUAAAGAUCCGACUAUGGAUAACAAGUUAACGUAUAAGAUGCCCCAUAAAUCUGUGCAGAGCCCACGUGGUCGCAUUUCAACAAUAGGCUGGAGUAUAUUUAGAGGCAGAAGCAUGAUCUGUCAAGGUGUUCACUAUUAUCUUUUUCAAGAUAAAGAUCUAAGCCCUCAUAAAAAUCAGAAAUAUCUCGAGCCGUCAAAUUGCAUAUUGCUGUUCCUGCAGAAUAGGACGACUCACCUUAGUGACCGCCACCAUAUCUACUGAUCAGCUAGCACCAUCCUCCCUCCUUUUCUGAUGUUAGGCUCUGAGACUUUGAUUAUUAUGGCUACCGCAAAUAUAUUGCUUGGUACCAGACAUGUUCGUACCUCAUAUUCCAUCUCCCUAGCUUUCUUAAUGAAUGCUUCCAAUAGGUCUCCACGUACAUCUUCAUGUAUGCAUGCAUCCUAAUGAACAGAUUACUUUAUAAGAAGUUAAAACCCUAAAGAGUAAAAAGAAUAGGUCUUGUGAAUAUUGGAGCAAGAUUCAGCAGAACACUAUAGUUAGGGUUCAAUGUAGGUGGUAUGAACUGAAGGUAAGGUCGGUUGGCAGGACUAAGUGUACUAAAUUAUCAUGACAGUCUUAUAUAUAAUAAACAUCUGACAUUUGCAAAGUAACCUGCCUACCCAUAUUAUAAAAAGAUAUUAACACAGAACCAACAGAAUUUUAGCACUUGGUUAACAAUACUGCAGUGUGUGUAUACUGAAGAAUUGUAGUUAGUCUACAGGGAGCCGUAAAGUAAACCGAUCUAUAUAUGAUAAGAGUAUAAUUAAUAUUAUAAUUCGUACUAUCAAAGAAUACACUGGGCUCAGUAAUUGAGUGUUAUAAGGGAAACAAGCGUAGUGAAGCAAGAGAACAUUUGCUGCAUAAAUAUUUUAUCUCACGAAUCAUGGAGAAAGUUGUAAAAGAUCAAUUGUCAGACUACCUAAUUAGGGAGGAUCUUGUUACAAGGUCUCAACACGGAUUUCUCAAAAAUAGAUCCUGCGUUACUUGCCACUUCGACUUUUUCAACUGCAUCACUAGUAAUCGCGAAGCACGUAAGCUAGUCGUUGUUCUAUACUUCGAUAUAUCUAGGGCAUUUGACAUGGUAUCUCACAGUAUUCUCUUUGAGAAGCUGUACUCUUGUGGAAUUCGCAGUCCAUUACUGAACUGGUUAAAAUCAUUUCUAAGCAACAGGGUACAAAUAACCAAAGUUGGAUCUGUAUUGUCUCAUCCUAGGCAGAUCUCAAGUGGGGUCGUGCAAGGUAGUGUCCUAGGUCCACUUUUAUUCACAGUUUACAUUAACAGCAUUUGCAAGUGCUUCACCUCAGGUAAACCAUUCCUAUAUGCUGACGACCUCAAAGUCGUCUACUCCUGCUACACUCAUGAAUUAAGCGAUAUGGUUACUAAAAUACAUCUUGAACUAAGUAGCCUUGCAACGUGGUGUGCUGAAUCCUGUCUAAAUUUUAACAUUGACAAAUGCGGCUGGAUUUGUAUCGGCAACAGUAAGCUUGAUCUAAACCUUGAAAUAAAUGGGCGAAAACUAGCUAAGCUCAAUUCAGUCGUAGACCUCGGUGUUAGAUACUCUAGUAACCUAACGUUCGCUGAACAGACUGAUUAUGCCAGACGUAAAACGCGAAGGCUGAUAGGAUGCAUAACGCGCAAUUUCUUUUGUUGUGAAACUAGGGUUUUAUUAUACAAAGUAUGUGUCCGACCUAUCUUAGAAUACUGCACGUUUAUUCUUAGCGGACUAAGACAAAAUGACAAGCUUAAAUUAGAGGGAGUGCAACGGCAGUUUACUUCAAGAACUCUUGGUUUAGAAAGUGGUCUGGAAUACCAUGAGCGAUGCGUAAGACUAAGAUUAGAACCCCUCUGGAAAAGACGCCUUAAGCUUAACCUUAUCUUUUACUACAAGCUAAGUAAUCUUCUCUUGCAUUCCUCCGAGCCAGUAACUAAACCUACCGCUGUCAUCAGUUACAAUCUUAGAAAUCAUCACAACCUAGCUGCUAUGGAGCACUGUCAGACUUACGUGCGGUACAACUUCUUCUUAAAUAAGUUUUCAGUCAUUUGGAAUAGACUACCAGCUAAUGUGCGCGAUGCAAACACACUUCCAGUGUUCAUCUCCUCAGUCACCAGACUGCUCAAAGAUGACAAUGCACUUAUACGUCUGACUCUUACACCCUCUUUUUCACCCUACAUAGAUAUUUUAAGUUGUUUAAAC